Leopardus geoffroyi (Geoffroy's cat) is the source of this 1991-nucleotide messenger RNA. RefSeq names its product 3-hydroxyisobutyrate dehydrogenase (gene HIBADH). NCBI's taxonomy places the organism in Eukaryota, Metazoa, Chordata, Mammalia, Carnivora, Felidae. Bases 180 to 1190 code for a protein of 336 amino acids. The transcript has 8 exons. Gene Ontology annotation, molecular function: NADP binding; NAD binding; 3-hydroxyisobutyrate dehydrogenase activity. Gene Ontology annotation, cellular component: mitochondrion. The record is from RefSeq and is a predicted model, not a curated record. Gene Ontology annotation, biological process: L-valine catabolic process.
GCGCCUCUCGGCGUCGCGCUCCUCCCCUCGCGGGUGGAUGCCGACCUCGAACUGCAGAGCGCGUGCGCGCGCGGCCCCACGCCGCGGCGGAUCCCGCCCGCUCCGCCGCGCACACUCGCAAUCAGUGGGCGAGCCGGGAGCCGCGGAGGUCACCGCGGGGAGGCGGGGGGCCGGGCAGCAUGGCAGCCUCCUUACGGCUCCGUGGAGCCGCCUCCGGCCUCCGGUUUUGGAGCCGCCGGCAGCGUCCGGCAGUGGCCAGCCUUGCAGUGGUGUGUUCUAGGUCAAUGGCAUCUAAGACUCCAGUUGGAUUCAUUGGACUGGGCAACAUGGGGAAUCCAAUGGCAAAAAAUCUCAUGAAACAUGGCUAUCCACUCAUUAUUUAUGAUGUGUUCCCUGAUGCAUGCAAAGAGUUUCAAGAGGCAGGUGAACAGGUAGUGUCUUGCCCAGCAGAUGUAGCUGAAAAAGCUGACAGAAUUAUUACAAUGUUGCCCACCAGUAUCAAUGCAAUAGAAGCUUAUUCGGGAGCAAAUGGAAUUCUCAAAAAAGUGAAGAAGGGCUCACUAUUAAUAGACUCCAGUACUAUUGAUCCUGCAGUUUCAAAAGAAUUGGCCAAAGAAGUUGAGAAAAUGGGAGCAGUUUUCAUGGAUGCCCCUGUUUCUGGUGGUGUGGGAGCUGCUCGGUCUAGGAACCUCACAUUUAUGGUGGGAGGAGUCGAAGAUGAAUUUGCUGCUGCCCAGGAGUUGCUGGGGUGCAUGGGCUCCAAUGUGGUGUAUUGUGGAGCUGUUGGGACCGGGCAGGCUGCAAAGAUCUGCAAUAACAUGCUGUUAGCCAUUAGUAUGAUUGGGACUGCUGAAGCUAUGAAUCUUGGAAUCAGGUUAGGGCUUGACCCAAAACUAUUGGCUAAAAUCCUAAACAUGAGCUCAGGACGGUGUUGGUCAAGUGACACUUACAAUCCUGUACCCGGGGUGAUGGAUGGAGUGCCGUCGGCUAAUAACUAUCAGGGUGGAUUUGGAGCAACACUCAUGGCCAAGGAUCUGGGGCUGGCCCAAGACUCCGCCACCAACACAAAGAGCCCGAUCCUUCUGGGCAGCCUAGCCCAUCAGAUCUACAGGAUGAUGUGUGCAAAGGGUUACUCAAAGAAAGACUUCUCGUCCGUCUUCCAGUUUCUCCGAGAAGAGGAGACCUUCUGAGUUUGCCCUUUGGCCGUGGACACUGUUGGAAACCGACCUCCAUUCUGGAGCCUCCUUAUAGCUCACUCCACAAGUAAAUGGGCUUAAUCAAAGGUCACCUGUCUGCUUUUGACUGUCUAGGUCCCAGUAAACCUUAGGAUUUUUCACCCAUUUUUAACUGCUUAUUUUUUUUAUCUAUUUAGCAAACCUGUGUUCUCUCCAUUUUUUUUUUUUUCUCCCUGUAAGCCACUGAUGGUCUCUGCUAACUAGCCGAUUGACCUUUUUCAGAAGUUUGACUCCUGAGCAUCUUCAACUAAAUCGUUGCAUACUUCAAUCAGGAUAGUAUUUAUUCCACUUUACAAAUAAAACCAAAUAUUGUCAACAGGAUGAAACCUAUCUUAAAGAAAUUGGUGUGGGGAAAGGAGUUAGAAAAAGGGGAAGCAUAGUGAAUUAUUACCUGUGUCCCUCGGGAAGUUUGUCCUGUUAACCAAGUGGUGGUAUUCUUGCGUUGCUGAGGUUACUGAUUUCUUUUCCAGGGAGUCGGUAAAGCUAACGGAACUCCCUGCUGCAUGUUUAUAAGUUGGACUCUGUUACAUUAUCUUACUGUGUAUCCUUCUUGUUACAACUCCCAAUACUCAGCAAACUUGUUUUUUAUAUUUUUGCUUCCUUUUACAUUCUUACUACAUAUUUUUUGACUUUAAAAGAAUGACAUCUUUAGAACUGUUUCAGAGCCAAUGAUGAUAUUUGCUUUAGAUAAUUAUUACAUUAUUCUAAAUAUAACCAUAUUAUUUUGAAAUCAAAUAAAUUUCUAUGCUGAUAAUA